AUGGCUCAUGAAGCAGCAGGCACGUGGUGUGGCACUGUCAGAUACGAACCUGGAAUCUGGAGUACACACUGCUUACAGUACACAGCAGCAGAGAGUUAUUGCCUCUAUGUGAUUGAAUGGGACUCUUUCACCAUCUUUGUCUUUCCCACUUUGGCUCAUAGCUGGCAGCCUGGGAUCAAGAACCCAUACCGUGGGGUGGUCAUAUGGCCUGUUCCUGAAAAUGUUGAAAUUACUGUGACGCUUUUUAAGGAUCCCCACGCUGAAGAGUUUGAAGACAAAGAAUGGACGUUUGUCAUAGAGAAUGAAUCUCCUUCUGGACGCAGAAAAGCGCUUGCCACCAGCAGCAUCAACAUGAAGCAAUAUGCAAGCCCCAUGCCUACCCAGACAGAUGUCAAGUUAAAAUUCAAGCCUUUGUCUAAGAAAGUGGUAUCUGCCACACUACAGUUCUCUUUAUCUUGUAUUUUCCUGAGAGAAGGAAAAGCCACGGAUGAAGACAUGCAAAGCCUGGCUAGUUUGAUGAGUAUGAAACAAGCUGAUAUUGGAAAUCUAGAUGAUUUUGAGGAAGAUAAUGAAGAAGAUGAAGAAAACAGAGUGAAUCAAGAGGAAAAGGCUGCAAAAAUUACAGAGCUUAUCAAUAAGCUUAAUUUUCUGGAUGAAGAGGAGCAAGACCUGGCCAACUCUAGUACGAACCCUUUUGGUGAUCCUGACACAGCAAAAUUAAAUCCAUUUGGAGACCCUGAUGUAGAAGAACUGGAUACUGAAACUGCUUCAUCUUCAAAGCCAGAAGAAAGUUUCUAUGCUGACAAUUUCAAUCCAUUCAAGGAUGAGGAUGCCCCAGAGUACUUGAACCCAUUUGAUGAGCCAGAUCCUGACCCUGAAACGUUUGUAACUGUACGAGAUUCUCCUCCGCAACCUGCAAAAAGGAAAAACGUCAGACCAGUGGAUAUGAGCAAAUACCUCUAUGCAGAUACCGCUAAAGCUGAAGAGGAAGAGCUAGAUGAAUCAAAUCCGUUUUAUGAACCAAAAUCAAGCCCAGCUUUAAUUAAAGUUGCUCCACUGCAAGAAUCAGAAAAGAAGAUGAAAAGAAAGGCUCCUGAACCACCGAAUGUCUUGCCAAAGACAGAGAUGGGCGUGAGUGAGAACAUGUCAGCUGUUCCUGCAUCGAGGGAGCUUUCUUCUUCUCCUAAG
Messenger RNA from Balearica regulorum gibbericeps (East African grey crowned-crane), 1188 nucleotides. The record is from RefSeq and is a predicted model, not a curated record. NCBI's taxonomy places the organism in Eukaryota, Metazoa, Chordata, Aves, Gruiformes, Gruidae.